AAGGCUCUCCGGUCACACGGUCCUCCACCGAGCCCCGCGCAGUCUGCUCCCGGGUCUCCACGGACGCUCCGCUGUCUGGAUAUCGGAGCCGCUUUUUCUUUUCUUUUUAUUCCUCUGGAUUAUAUUCUUCUGAUGGUUUUCAACUCCAACCCGAUGCAUAGAAAUGGGUAAACUGCACUCGAAACAUGCCGCUAUUUGUAAACCGAGGGAGAGCCCAGAAGGCGACAGUUUUGUAGUCAACGCCUGUUUGGCGAGAAAGGGCAUCGACGACUGGCUCCUGAAGCAGAAAUACUACUGCACGAGCGCUCCCCUCGAGCGACGGGACUGUCACCGCGAGGAUAGCUGCGGGUCGGCUGCACGGCAGGAUGCCAUGGACGAAGCAUGUGCAGAGAGGAUCGGGGAUGAACACUACCGUCUGGAAGUGGCUUUACCCCCAGAGAAGUCUGGCAGAUGCUGCGUGGAGGAGAAGAUGCAGCAGAGGGACAGCCAAUCACCCGCAGGGGCGCAGAAACCGCUCCAGUUUGAAGAGCUUGAGUGCGCCGUCUCCGUGGAGGAGGAUAACCGGCAGGAGUGGACCUUCACGCUCUACGACUUCGACAACAGCGGCAAAGUCACCAGAGAGGACAUCACCAGCCUGCUGCACACCAUCUACGAGGUCGUGGACGCCUCCGUCAACCACUCUCCCAGCAGCAGCAAGACGCUGCGGGUGAAGCUGUCGGUGGCUCCCGACUCCAGCCAGCGUUGGAGGAGUUGCACGCAGGGCGCGGCAGACAUGUCCCAUCCCAGGGAGAAAAACGACAAGUGCAUAGAAGAGAAGAGUGCGGACAAGAAGACUCGAGCCCUCUUAAGGCGCCACCACACUGACCACCACACCCAGCCGGGCUGCCAGCGCCACUGCGUGGAUGAGAACCUGGAACGCAGGAACCACUACUUGGACCUGGCAGGCAUCGAAAACUAUACGUCCCGCUUUGGAGCCGCUCCCACCCCAGAGCCGACGAAAGCGGAGCCUCAGAACCGCUCGUCCAACCAGGCCCGCUCUCGCUCCCACGAGCCGGAAAAUGGCCACGCCCACUCCCACCACCACCGCCGCCUACAGACUGUUGUGGACGCGGUGGCCCCCGUCAGCCUCCACCCGGCCCGCACGCGAGUCCAAGACUCGGGCAAACACGCCCUCCGCUCUCCCAAGACCCACGGCCGCGCACCCCCCGCGCAGACGGGGGGCAGGGUGAUGCGGAGCCGAGGUGUCCCGCCUCCCGCGGCGCUGCCCAGCCAGGCGCCCCCCCACCAGGCCGCGGCCCCCUACCGUAAGCACAAGCAGCGGUCCAAGGAGAGCCAGGGCUACAGGGCCGCGGGCGCCCUGGCUCCGGGGCCGGUGGUGGAGAAGGAGCAGGUGAGGGACCUGCCCAGUGUGCUGCUGUACGACGGGGGGCUGGCACAAAUGGUGCAGCGGCAUGAGCACCACCACCACCACGAACACCAUCACCACUACCACCACUUCUACCAGUCCUGAAUCUCCGCCCUGCCCGGGACAGCUCGGCUCUUCUAACGUCCCACAGAACCCGACCAAACAGACGCCGACCUUGAAGCUUGAAGCAACCUGAAGCUUCACUUCAUCGUGCCUUCGCAGUGGAGGCGGGGCACGGGCGGGAGAGGAGCAUCAUGGGAGGAGGCUGGGAGGUUAUUAAUCCGUGUUAUAAAGAGGUUGCUGGAACAUCAAAGGAGCUCGGGUAUGCAGCAGGACAGUGAUUUAGGACCACAGUGGGACUGAGGAUGGCUGCCGGAGCCACGCGAGGAGGCGCAGAGGGACAAUUUGAUCUUCAGUCCUCCUCCAGUGAGCUCUAACCAGCACCAUGACCCUUCCAGACCCAAAAGGUUUUAAGGAAAAAGGACAGAUGACACGAAGAGAGACUGUGAUUAAAAUAUAUGAAAGAAUACAGGUGAUGGGAGAGCGCGGCACAUUGUGUGUGUGUGUGUGUGUGUGUGUGUGUGUGUGUGUGUGUGUGUGUGUGUGUGUGUGUGUGUGUGUGUGUGUGUGUGUGUGUGUGUGUGUGUGUGUGUGUGCAAAGAAUGUGUGUGAGUGUCACGACACUGGUGUCUGUUGAAAACCACUUGAAGUGCGCUCAUGCGUGUGUGUGUGUGAGUAUUUAAAGCAGACUGUCUGGCAGGUUUUUGAAGAUGAAAAUGAAGAUUCUGAUUCAAGCAUGCAACGCCACGUAAGCAAAAAAGGGGAAGGACAAAUGUUGAAAUGUUAUAAAGGAAAAAAGAACAGAGAUCCCAAAUCCGCUGCUACCUCUAAUGUUCUCCUAAUUGUUAAUGAUGGUGAUGUAAUGGCGACUAAACAUCUGGAGGUUAUUUUCAAAUUGUGUCAUAAUCGUGUGUGUCUAAAGGCUCCUUAUUUCCAUCGACUAACCCUGACUGUACAUACGGUAUAUAUUGGUAUCAAUUGUAUAAGCUUUAUUGAUAAUGUGAUAUCUUUGUUUUGACCAUUCAAAGCUUUUAUGGACGUUUUCCUUAUCAAUCGCAUUUUAUAAGACUAAUUGGAGCCCCGUUUUGAGUACAAAAUGUUCAGUCGCACUCUCCCUCUUUCUACAUUCUCACCUUGUGAUUUGAUUCUUUAGUGUGAUCUGGUACUAAAAUCCCUCCUGAUAUUGUCUCCACAUAUACGACCCUCGUGCUGCUCAGGCAGUGUAUGAAGUGCCCGCUGACUUGGAGUCUGAACAGUUCUUAAGGAAAUGUAUGCAUAUUUGCUUAAUUGGUUCAUUUUGCUUAAAACAGUUGGAGGCGUAUUCAUUCAUCCGUGUGAAGUUUGGCCUUUAUGUCUUUUAUUUUUGCAGGGAAAUAUUUUAAUGAGCAUGCAUGACACCCCCCUCCCCCGUUUUUUUUUUUUCUCGACCGCCGUUUCCUGACUUUCACCAAGCACUCACCCUGACUCGUAGUGCCAGGGGGUCACGCGGCUGCUCCCUCGGUUUCCAUGGCAUCCUCCCGUCCCUCAGCUGUCGGCAGGUCUUUCACCGUGCCGCCAUGUGGCCUCCGCGCUCAGCCAACACGGCUGCGUUUGUGUCUCCGUCAGCUGUCUCAUUCCUCUGGCGACGGAUGGCGCUGAGCCCGGCCACCAGUCUCCACUGGACCCAUAACUCACCCCGGUCGCUCCCCAGACAGCACCGGGGGCUGUCUGCUCCACCCGGGGAUGCUCUUUUGGGGGCUGCCAUUUAAAAAAAAAAAUAAAAUGCAGAUGUGAUAUUGCAGCGGAGAGCUGAUAAUGUCAGCGAGUCAAGCAAUUUAAUUCAGAGGGCUUAACAAUCUGUACACAUUGGUACAAGAACCUUAGUGAGAGCGACAGACGAGAAGCGCAAAGGAUGUCAUGAGAAGGAAAAACCUAAAAGAUCCCCAAUCCGUUCGAUGCGUAUGACACAAAUGAUUCCUUUGUUGGAAGUAGGAAGUGGAAUAAACAUAAUAUAAUACCAGCAGCAACUGUAGAGCAACAAGCAGUGAUGGUGCCACCUUGUUGCUUCUCCAGCUCGGCAGUUAAGUUUCCUCACUCUUAGAGCACGUGCGCAUGUGUAGAACCGACCUGCUCUCGUGCCCCAGUGGUCUUUAGUUAAAGGCGACCUCAUCCAUACAGACGCAAUUAGAUAAUGAUGGAUUAUGUUAACCAGGCCCCAAAGCCCCCCCAGCCUUCGACGUUAGAUCCAGUCUAGAGGUUUGUGCACGUGCCUCGGAGGGUGUGCACGCGUGUUUUGCGAGGGGCAGGAAUGCAGUGAACGCUGCUCCGGGCCCUGUCGUCCCGUCACAGCUGCAGGCCGUCCCUUUUUUUUUUUUUAACGGAGGCACCAGCCAGUCGGGUCCUCCCAUGGGACCCCCCCCGCCCCCCUCAUCCCCCCUAAGAAUCCCAGCUGUGCUCCAUGCCUCAGCUUCCUCACCUCCCACUGCUUUUCCCCAAAAACGUGCAACUGGAACUCCCUUUGGUCACUGGUGCCCCCCCGGUCUGAGACUGGGUCGGGGCCAGCGUGACUUGAGUGUAAGGGUGGGGGGGGGGGUUGGUCGGCUGGCUGGCUGGGUGGUCCGAUUCGAUUGAGCGUGGGCUCCCGAAGGAAUUUGGUUAGGUUGCACAUUUUUUAAACUUUUUUUCCCCCGGGGAGAGUUUUUACUGAACAGACGCAGCUCCUUUCUUUAAACGCCUCCCAUCACAUUCACACAAUUGCGUGACCUCGGGUCAGAGAGCGGGCCACUACGACCCCCCCCCCCGCAGUCUUCAGAGCAGUGUUGGGGGAGGGUCCUCUCUGCUUUGUCACACAAACUCUAGAAAUUACAUUUGAAACCUUUUUAACAUUUCUGCAACCUCCUGUCAAGGUCCCUCAUUUGUGUCUUCCCAUAUAAAUGUGUCUGUUUGGAAUCUCAUUAAUGAUUUUAAUGUGUUCAGUCACCAGCUAUCUAAAUCCACCUGAAUGUUUUUUUUGUUUUUUGUCAGUGCCUUUCUUUGUAGCAAAUGUUUUUAAAAAGAGUCACACAAACCUCUUCAUCCGCCAUCCUCUGUCCUGUUGUAUAAAGUCGUCAGUAUUGUUAUUAUAAUGUGUAUCGCGCCACUAACUUGCUCUUUAACAUCAUGUACCAACAUUCUUUUUUUAAACUGAUGUAUAUAUUGGACUUCAGAAAUGAUAAACCAGCAUCCUGUAGAAAGAAAAUGAGGCUUAUUUAUGAUUAAAAAACCCUGUUAAGCUCCUUAACUUGCCUUCUGUCUGCUAGUACUCCAUCAGCCCCACCGAGCAGGGAGGAGCAGUUCCCUCCACACAGGCACACUUCCACUUGGUGUUGUAAAAGAAAGUUGUUUAGCACUAGCUGUUUCUCUCCCCUCCCGCCCCUCUAGUUUAUAUAGAUUGUAUUUGAUUCAUUGCUUUAUUUAUUUGAUAGCAGAUCUGUGCCAAGGGGAAAAAACUAAAAAACUUUUAUUAAAGUAUGAACCUGUUCCUUAUAAACUCA
Molecule: messenger RNA, 4977 nt
Organism: Gasterosteus aculeatus aculeatus (three-spined stickleback)
Lineage: Eukaryota; Metazoa; Chordata; Actinopteri; Perciformes; Gasterosteidae
Gene: nkd1
Product: NKD inhibitor of WNT signaling pathway 1
Biological process (GO): negative regulation of Wnt signaling pathway
Cellular component (GO): cytoplasm
Molecular function (GO): calcium ion binding
Source: RefSeq, a predicted model, not a curated record